Messenger RNA from Drosophila mauritiana, 4750 nucleotides. RefSeq names its product multidrug resistance-associated protein 7. Gene Ontology annotation, molecular function: ABC-type transporter activity; ATP binding; ATP hydrolysis activity. The coding region runs from base 184 to 4647 and encodes 1487 amino acids. The record is from RefSeq and is a predicted model, not a curated record. Gene Ontology annotation, biological process: transmembrane transport. Gene Ontology annotation, cellular component: membrane. The transcript has 5 exons. NCBI's taxonomy places the organism in Eukaryota, Metazoa, Arthropoda, Insecta, Diptera, Drosophilidae.
CAACCCUGCGGCUACACAUAGCGGCUGUAUUUUCAUUACGAACUUUAUCUGAGGUUCAAUUGUUGUGUUUAUCGCUUUGUUUAACGCCACUCGGUGGUUCAGUGGUGCAAAUGUGCAGGCAGCGAUGACUAACUGAGCAAGUCUAGCGGAAGACCGAAGAAUCCAUCAAAGAUUUCGAUCGAAAUGUCGCCGGUGGUGGACUGGGGCGAUUUUGCCUGGAACUGGACGCAGUUCUGUCCCACGGGAUUGAAGCCGUUCGCCAACGAGACCAACGAUCUGCUGCCCUGCUUCCAGGAGAUCCUGCUCCAGCUACCCGUGUACACGGUCUUCGCCGCCAUAUCCGCCUACAAUUUCGGCAAUCAGUCACGACCCGUCGUCCGUAAUGGAUUGCAACUGCGUAUGCUUUGGAUCCGUACCUUCCUGGCCAUGGUACUGGCCCUGCUACCGGUAGCCAAGGUGUUCGCCUUCCACCAGCAGGGCAUUGAACUGUUUGCGGCGGAUCUGCUGGUUGUCAGUGCCGAAUGCAUUAUGUGGGUGGUUCACAGCGGUUUCCUACUGACAGCCCGUCAAUAUGGAGAGCUUAGUCAUCGGGGAUCGCUGCUAAUCAAUGUCGUUUGGCUCACAGUAGUGGUUUUGGAUGCAGUCUGGCUGCGGACAAGUCGGCACUUUAGCUGGUGGCCCUGGAGCUUGGCCACGUUGGUCUGCGAUCUCCUGUUUGGAGCAACCUUAAUACCAAAAGGAAGUGCUGUUUACUCCAAUUUGCCCAGAUCAGGAGCUUCUUCCAGAGAGGAUGAGGCCCUGCUAUCCCAGCGAUAUACCUAUUUUCAAUUCGAUCUGAAUGAGAGCCACUUGGGUCAUGCCCAGGACGAAGCCAAUUUGGGAUCGCGUUUCCUCUUCCACUGGGUUCAGCCCCUAAUCUUGAAAGGAGUGGCUGGAAAGCUGAGAAAGAUUGAGGAUCUGUUUGAUCUUCCAGACGCCCUGAACAUUACACGACUAAGCGAGAAAUUGCACUUGGCUCUUUCGCAAUCGCAAAGUUUAUGGAGAGCACUGCAUAGAUGCUUCGGUGUGGAGUUUUACCUUAUUGGAAUCCUUCGAUUGAUCGCCGACUUGAGUGGCUUUGCUGGACCUCUACUGCUCGGAGGACUACUCCGACAGGAUCACACAGAUCCCAAUCAAGUUUAUUAUUAUGCCUUGGGUCUAUUCGGCAGCACAUUGCUGUCGGCUGUGUGUGCCACCCACUUUGACUGGCGCAUGGCCAUGGUUUCGAUGAAAAUGCGAGUGGGAGUGGUCAACUCCAUAUACAGGAAAACACUAGAGGCGAGAGGCUUAAAGGAAUCCAAGCCAGAUCUGCUAAAUCUUAUGUCAACGGAUACGGAUAGGAUUGUGAACUCCUGCAUAAGUUUUCACUUCUUUUGGAGCAUUCCCUUCAAGCUGUUUACCACAUUGUACUUGCUGUAUCUUCAACUAGGAGCAGCCUUUCUGGCGGGAGUAAUAUUCGCUGCUCUUCUGAUUCCAAUUAAUAGAUGGUUGGCCAAGAGGAUUGGCAUAUUUUCAAGUGGUCUGAUGACCGCCAAGGAUGCAAGGUUAUCUGCCACGACGGAAACAAUGCAAGGAGCCAAGCAAAUCAAGAUCAAUGCGUGGGAGGACAUAUUCAUAACAAAGAUACGAGGACUUCGACAGGAGGAGUUGCGAUUUUUAUCGAAGAGGAAAUAUCUGGAUGCCAUGUGCGUUUACUUUUGGGCCACCACUCCCGUGCUUAUGUGCCUGCUCACCUUUGGCGUAUCCGUACUAAUGGGAAAUCAGUUGAUAGCUUCUACCACUUAUACCAGCGUGGCCUUGCUCUAUAUGCUCAUUGGACCAUUGAAUGCCUUUCCAUGGGUGCUCAAUGGUUUAAUUGAAGCCUGGGUUUCCAUUAAGAGAGUCCAACAGCUGAUGGAUGUGCCCAAUUUGGAUUAUUCAUCGUACUAUAAUCCCAUAAUGAGAGGAAGCGGGGGAUCUGGAGCAGGAGAUGAUGCGCCUUUGGAUGCUCCAAAAGCCAGUGUGCUGCAGAUGAAGUGCGCCAGUUUCUGUCAUGAUAGCGAAGAACAGACAUCUCCAACUCCGUUCCGCAUGAAGGAUAUAAAUGUGGACAUAAAGGCGGGACAGCUUGUGUGCAUCGAAGGACCUGUGGGUGGUGGUAAGAGUAGCUUUCUAUCUGCCAUAGUGGCCAAUCUGCAGUGCACCGAUGGCGAGGUGUGCGUCCAGGAACUGACUACUGGAUUUGGUUACGUGCCCCAGUCACCUUGGCUCCAAAGGGGCACCAUCAGGGACAACAUCGUUUGGGGCGCCCAGUUUGACGAACAGUGGUAUAAAACUGUUUUGCAUGCCUGCGCUUUGGAGGAGGAUCUCCAAAUCCUUGGAGGCGAUCUUGUCGGUGUCGGUGAGAAUGGAAGAACACUUUCGGGAGGCCAGAGAGCCAGAGUUGCACUGGCAAGAGCGGUUUAUCAGGAUAAAAAGGUUUACCUCCUGGACGACGUGCUCUCCUCCUUAGAUGCCCACGUGGCCAGGCAUAUCAUUAAGCACUGUAUCCUGCGACUUCUUAAGCACAAAACGCGCAUUGUGGUCACACGAAAUAUUCAAUUGUUUUUCCACGCCAAUCAGAUUCUUCAGGUGAAGGAUGGUCAACUUCUUCCGAGUGAAUACAUGACCCAGAGCAUUGACUUGAGCCUGGAUGAAGAUGCGGACGAUGAGCAGGAACCAACAGCCAGGCGACGUUCGGUGGAGUUAUCCAACCAGGACGACAAAAAGAGUGUGGAUAGUCUGCUUUUGGAAGAAUCAAGGGAGUUCGGGCAUCUUUCUGGAAACGUUUUUACAUGCUACUGGAAGGCAGUGACUUCCCCACUGGCAUUUACCGUUUUGCUAUCAGUAGUCCUCAUGCAAUUAACACGGAAUUUGAGUGACGCCUGGCUGGCUUAUUGGGUCACUGAAACAACCUUGGAUCCCCACAAGAAUGACACAUCCCUGAAUCACAUUCUUAUGCGACCGUCAGUGGGCAAUGAAACAGAGUCUGGACACACAACAAAGUUCUAUUUGAGCAUUUUCACCGCCAUUGCUGUGAGCAAUUCCUUGGUGACUUUGGCCAGGGCGUUUCUGUUUGCCUACGCUGGAAUAAAAGCGGCCAUCUUUAUGCACGAAAAGCUAUUAAAGAAAGUCAUGUUUGCCAAAUUCAACUUCUUUGACAUCACCUCAGUGGGACGCAUACUGAACCGUUUCUCAUCCGACACCAACACUGUGGACGAUUCGCUGCCAUUCAUUUUGAAUAUUCUAUUGGCGCAACUUGCUGGCUUAGUAGGAGCUCUCUGUGUCAGCCUAUAUGCGAUGCCUUGGCUGGGAUUGGUGAUUAUACCCAUGGUGCCCAUCUACCUAAGCUUACAGCAGCGAUAUCGGCACGCCUCCAGGGACAUCAAACGAUUAUCGAGCAAUGCAAUGUCACCGCUUUACACUCAUUUUACGGAGACUCUGCAGGGCUUGACGACAAUAAGGAGUAUGCGAGCUAGUCCGAGAUUUCAGCGGGAUUUCCAAGUGAAACUCGAGGAGAGCAUAAAGGCCCAGUUGACACAGUCGGCUGCACAACAAUGGCUAGCUCUGCGACUUCAGUUGCUGGGAACACUGCUUGUCGGAGGAGCAGGUCUUCUGGCUGCCAUCACCGCCUCUCACACAACGAAUCCUGGCUUAGUGGGUCUAUGCAUCUCCUACGCUCUCUCCAUAACUGGUCAAUUGGGAGAUCUACUUCAUGCUGUGGCUGAAACAGAGCAGGAACUGGUCGCAGUUGAGCGUAUAGAUCAGUAUCUGCAGCUGGAGGAAGAGCAGAAUGCAUCCGGAAGUGCUGAGCCUCCUUUUGGAUGGCCUACCCAAGGAGUUCUAAGUUUUCGGGAAGUCCAACUAAGCUACAGAGAGCACUUGGCGCCGGCUUUGAGAGGUAUAACCUUCCAAACCGAAGCCUUCGAGCGGAUUGGCAUCGUUGGACGCACUGGAGCUGGUAAAACGUCUGUCUUGGCUGCACUACUGCGGGUGGCACCAUUGUCGCACGGAGAGAUUCGAUUGGAUCAGGUGAAUCUAAAAACAUUACCUUUGAGUGUGCUCAGGGAACGAAUAGGAGUUAUCACUCAGGAGCCCUUCCUCUUUGAAGGCACCGUGCGGGAAAAUCUGGAUCCGCGUCAUGGUUUCUACGACUCGGAGAUCUGGCAUGCCAUUAAGAACUCCGCAGCGGCCACUCUGCUCGUUCAGCAGUUGGGCGGAUUGGAUGGAAAAGUUGAGACGUGUGGCAACAACCUAUCCGCCGGUCAAAGGCAACUUCUUUGUUUGGCCAGGGCCCUGCUGAAAAACGCCAAGGUGGUGGCCAUCGACGAGGGCACCUCGAACUUAGACGACGAAUCUGAUCUGAGCAUUCAGCAGGCCUUAAGAAAUGCCUUCAAGAGUUGCACGCUCCUCUUCAUCGCACAUCGCCUGCGAGGACUGCACGCCAUGGAUCGUAUAAUAGUGCUGGAUGAUGGACGGAUUUGUGAGGAAGGCAAUCCCCAAAGCCUGGCAUCCGAUAGCUCAACUAUUUUUUAUGGCAUGCUAUUGGCGCAGGACAUCAAUCCAGCGGAAUUUAUCAGAUCGAAUUAGCACUAAGUAACGAUUAUUAACUACCAAUUGUAUAUAAGUCAAUUGUUAUACAAUUUUAUUUAUUGUUCUGUUUAAUUUAUAUUAUACUUGUGUUCCUAACUAA